Sodiomyces alkalinus F11 is the source of this 1604-nucleotide messenger RNA. RefSeq names its product eukaryotic aspartyl protease. Gene Ontology annotation, molecular function: aspartic-type endopeptidase activity. The transcript is spliced from 3 exons. Gene Ontology annotation, biological process: proteolysis. Lineage: Eukaryota; Fungi; Ascomycota; Sordariomycetes; Glomerellales; Plectosphaerellaceae. The record is from RefSeq and is a predicted model, not a curated record. Gene Ontology annotation, cellular component: fungal-type vacuole. Bases 288 to 1487 code for a protein of 399 amino acids.
GUGGUACGCACGCUCCCCGGGCUGUUGUGUCAUCAUUCGCCCGUCCCGUCUGUUGCCUGCUUCUCGUUCGUUAUCCGUACCUACUUCCCCAUCCCUUCCCCAUCCCUUCUCCAUCCCUCCCCUUCCAGGUUCCCACCUGCAUCAACCAUCAUCUGCCCGAUUCUCCCAACAUCUUCUAUUUCUUUCGUCUCCUCGCUUGGAUUGACUCCUUCCCGUCUUUCCUUUGGGAUAACUUAUCCCUAUCUUGAUUAUCCACCCCGUCCUAGGUGCAUCGAAGGUCGCCCACCAUGAAGACCACCGCUCUCACGGCAGCUGUGUUGCUUGGGUCCGCCACGGCCGAGGUCCACAAACUCAAGCUCAAGAAGAUCCCCUUGGCCGAGCAGCUGGCUACCGUCCCGGUUGACAUCCAGGCGAGGCAGCUUGGCCAGAAGUACAUGGGCAUCCGGCCCGAGAACCACCUCGAUGCUAUGUUCAGCUCCAAGCCCGUCCAGUCUGACGGCAUGCACCUGGUUCCCGUCACGAACUUCAUGAAUGCCCAAUACUUCUCCGAGAUCACCAUCGGAACGCCUCCUCAACCCUUCAAGGUCGUCCUUGACACGGGCAGCUCCAACCUCUGGGUGCCCUCUGAGAAGUGCACGAGCAUCGCCUGCUACUUGCACAGCAAGUACGACUCGUCGUCAUCCUCGACCUACAAAGCCAACGGCUCUUCGUUUGAGAUCACCUAUGGCUCUGGCAGCCUGAGUGGCUUCGUGUCCCAGGACACCAUGACCAUCGGAGACGUCAAGAUUGAGAAGCAGGAGUUCGCCGAGGCGACCAAGGAGCCGGGUCUCACCUUCGCCUUUGGCCGUUUUGAUGGCAUCCUCGGCCUCGGCUAUGAUACCAUCUCGGUCAACAAGAUUGUCCCUCCUUUCUACAACAUGAUCAAGCAGGGUGCCAUCGACGAGCCCGUCUUCGCCUUCUAUCUUGGCGACACCAACGUGGAAGGCGACGAGAGCGAGGCCGCUUUUGGCGGUGUCAACAAGGACCACUACGAGGGCGACAUCACCUAUAUCCCGCUCCGCCGCAAGGCUUACUGGGAGGUGGAUAUUGACUCGAUUAGCCUGGGUGACCAGACGGCCGAGCUCGAGAACACCGGUGCCAUCCUCGACACCGGCACGUCGCUGACCGUUCUCCCGUCGUCCCUGGCGGAGAUGCUCAACUCCGAGAUCGGUGCCAAGAAGGGCUGGAACGGCCAAUGGACGAUCGAUUGCGCCAAGCGGGACGAACUUCCGGACAUCACCUUCGCCUUGAGCGGCUACAACUACAGCAUCUCGGCGCACGACUACAUCCUCGAGGUGAGCGGCAGCUGCAUCUCCACCUUCCAGGGCAUGGACAUCCCCGAGCCGGCCGGUCCUCUGAUCAUUCUCGGCGAUUCCUUCCUGCGACGCUGGUACUCUGUCUACGACCUCGGCAGGAAUGCCGUCGGUCUGGCCAAGGCCAAGAAAUAGAUUCAACAGCUUAGCUAGGAUCGCAUGACUUGUUGGCUAUGGUUGGCCGCCACCUACCUACCUCUCUUUUGUAGUUCAAUUCGAAGACGCAGUUUCAGUUUCGGGGGGUUUUUUUUU